This is a messenger RNA of Desarmillaria tabescens, 981 nucleotides long. RefSeq lists its product as uncharacterized. The coding region runs from base 363 to 977 and encodes 204 amino acids. The record is from RefSeq and is a predicted model, not a curated record. NCBI's taxonomy places the organism in Eukaryota, Fungi, Basidiomycota, Agaricomycetes, Agaricales, Physalacriaceae. The transcript has 2 exons.
UCUCAGACGCUGAUGCCGUUUUCAUUCCUGUAUGUUGCGAAUAACGCCGCUAUGAUAGUGAUAAACGUUGUUCGCUUUGGCUAUAUCGCAAACUAAACGAUUUAAUGCAGCGUCCUGCGCCGUCUUGCUUAACUUGUAUGACAUUUCCUCAUUCCCCCACCGCAAAGAAUACAGCGAAUGUGGUUCUUGAAUCACGAUGAUCGCAACCCCUUACGCCCAAGUCGACGUUUCUCUUGAGAAAUAAAUGGUUGUUAGACACCGCGGAAAUCUAGAACACGAUGGAAGAUCCAAGAGCGAGGUAAACGCCACCGGCUGUGAAUCGGCCUUGCACUUUUUUCCCAACCACGACUUACCUCGCAACCAUGGUAGCCAUUUGCCUCAUCUGCGACGCUCCAAGCAGGAGCCGAUGCUCUCAAUGCCACAAUGUUGCUUAUUGCAGCAGCGAGCACCAAGCACAGGACUGGCCCGCUCAUAAAGCUUACUGUAAACUCGUCAGUACGCCCGGAAUUACUACCUACGAUGCCAUCCUCUUCGGCGUCAACGAGACAAGGCCGCGAAUGAUAAAACUCCCCUGGUCGUGGGGAGCAGACUACGAAGAGUUGGAGCCAGAAGAGCGAUACCAGAUGUUGGAAAAGCAGCCGUGGUAUAGUGAACGCAGCGCGUUUGUUCGCACACUUUUUAUCGACACGUUCGGAGCCACCCCUGUGAAGCUGGGAUAUACGCUCGCAGUGCAAUAUGAUGAUCACUUCAAGAUCAACGGGUCUCCAGUAAACCGCUGCAUCCAGGCUAUUAUGGGAGGAGAGGCUGCGAUACGUUGGGCAGGAAACGUUAUGGCAUUGAGGGCGGAGGAUAUGUAUGUCUAUAGGCAUGGCGAUGCGAUUUUAGAGAAGGAUUUGGCGCCGAUGAUGGAGUUCUUCAAGGAUUACGGGAAGCAGCAUGGCGGGGGGAUGCGCUUCCUCACACAACAACCUACCUAACGGU